UUGUAUGCUUAAAAGAGUAGGAAAAGUGUGCAUUUGGGAAGAUGAUAAAGGUUGCAGAAGUAAUGAUUGUACUGAUUUGUAAGGUACAGAUCAUUUUAAGUGUAAGAAAUUAAAUGAAAGUUGUACAACCUCACUCAAUAAGUAAUGCGUAUAUAUGGCAGCUUCAUGUGCUGAAUAUUAGAUUGAAGCAUAAUGUGUUGAAACAUCAGAUGGAUUACCAUGUCUAUGGGUUAAAGCUUUAGGAAAUAUAAAUAAUCCUUUAGGAUAAUGCAUUCAAUAUAUGAGAUGUGAAGAUAUCCCUCUCACCACAGAUGCAGAAUGUAAAAGUGUAUUUCCAACUUGCAGUUCUGAUGGAAUUAAGUGCACCCCUAUUAAAAAAUGUGAAGACCUUUCUUCAUCAAAUUGUAACAUCGGUUCUGAUGGAAAAUGUAUGUUAGCUCUUAAAGAUCCAACUGCUACCACCAAAAUAUGCAUGGUAUUUAAGUAAUGUAAGGAUACUUAUUAUAAAACUCAUCAAGAAUGUUAAGGAGUUAGUAACAUUUGCACUACAAACGGAUCAUAAUGUAUGGAAAUAAGCACAGAUUGUGCAAGUUAUACUGAUAGAUCAUCUUGCUUUAUAACAUCAAAUAAGCCAUCCCCUACUAAUACUGGCAAUUGUGUUUGGGAUGUAAAAUGCAGAUCAGAAACUUGUUCAGAUAUUAGCGGGGCUACUCAUUAAUAUUGUAACUCCAAAAUGUCUACUUGCACUACAAAUGGUAGUAAGUGUAUGACAAUAUCAACAUGUGAAUCAUAUACAACAAUGACAUUUUGUAAUAAUGGUUAUGGUUAAACUGGUCCAUGCUAUUGGACAGAUGUAACUAAAGAAACAGGAACUUUUUGUAGAGUUAAAGUUUGUAAAGAUAUCCUUCCAGCUACUGUUUUCACAUGUUAGGCAAUAACUCAAUGUGUUUACGAUGGCACUAAAUAAGUAUGCAUUAAGAAAGAAAGUUCAUGCACUUCUUAUACAGAUUAAACUGCCUGUAAUUUUGGUACUUCUGAUUCUAAGACUUGUUAUUGGGCUAAUAAUAUAUGUUCUAAUGUUUCAGGAUGUUCAGUCAUUACUGAUGAGACUAAAUGUCUCUCUCUUUAAGGAUGCAGCUAUAUUACCAAAAAUAGUACUUCAUCAUGUGUUCCCUAAGAUUGUGAGAUUGUCUAUGAAAUGACAAACUCUUGCAAAUUUUAUUAAACAUUUACAAAUUAAUUUUAAACUUGUGAAUUAUCAUCAAAUAAUGAAUGUUAGAAAACAGAUCCAUCAAAAUUAUAGCUAGAUAAUUGUAUGAUCAAUUCAAACUAUACAUAUACUUGGAAUAAUUAGACUAGAAAUUGUACUUCUUGUUAAUACGUUGAAACUAAUGUUACAAAUUAGAAUCCUGGCGAAGAAUUAGAUCCACCAGUUGAUGAAUCAGCUUAAAAAAUAAGCAUGGCCUUUAUAUUUUUGGCUAUGAUCCUAGAAUGA
Molecule: messenger RNA, 1495 nt
Organism: Paramecium sonneborni
Lineage: Eukaryota; Ciliophora; Oligohymenophorea; Peniculida; Parameciidae
Source: the annotation of a GenBank genome assembly